Molecule: messenger RNA, 309 nt
Organism: Cyphellophora europaea CBS 101466
Lineage: Eukaryota; Fungi; Ascomycota; Eurotiomycetes; Chaetothyriales; Cyphellophoraceae
Exons: 3
Coding region: 1-309 (102 amino acids)
Biological process (GO): fatty acid metabolic process
Molecular function (GO): long-chain fatty acyl-CoA binding
Source: RefSeq, a predicted model, not a curated record
AUGCCUUCCGCCGACUUCGAAGCCGCCGUCAAGGCCUCCAAACAGCUCAAGGCAAAGCCCGGCAACGAUGAGCUGCUCGAUCUCUACGCACUCUACAAGAUCGCCAACGGCGAGGACAUCAGCAAGGCCGCUGCGCCCGGCAUGUUCGAUCUCAAAGGCAAAGCCAAGAAGAACGCCUGGCAGAAGAAGGUCGACUCCGGUGUCUCGCCGGCCGAUGCCGAGAAGCAGUACGUCGAGCUGGUCGAGAAGCUGAAGACCUCGUAUGGCUAUGAUCCAAGCAAGGCGCCUGAGGCGGUUGGUAGCUCUUGA